Molecule: messenger RNA, 2150 nt
Organism: Annulohypoxylon maeteangense
Lineage: Eukaryota; Fungi; Ascomycota; Sordariomycetes; Xylariales; Hypoxylaceae
Product: Ferroporti-1
Exons: 4
Coding region: 386-1930 (514 amino acids)
Biological process (GO): iron ion transmembrane transport
Cellular component (GO): membrane
Molecular function (GO): iron ion transmembrane transporter activity
Source: RefSeq, a predicted model, not a curated record
UAUCUCGGUACCUUUGUAUCCCACGGUCUCCCACCAACUCACCGAUGCGGAUUAACGGCCAUGACGUGAUAUUAACAAUCAUGGUCCGACUCGGAUCCUAGUUAGCCGGGCGGGUCCGUGAUGUCGUAGCGGAACCUCCAUGGGGUUUGCAUCGCGAUAUUUUUCGCAGGACGGCCUGCCUCUCCGAUAUCAUCUGGACUCUGAUGUCGGCCGUCGGCCUCCGCGGAAGGUAGACCAAAUAAUGAGAUGAAACUCGUGCGAAUAAUAAAUACCCUUAUCGCACUUACAAUUUCCCAUGUAGCUGGCCAGCGUGACAACUGUCGGACUAUCCGUUUAUGAAUCUAAUACCUCAACUAAUACAUCUCCUUUGAGUUAAUUUGAUAAGAUGGAUGACGAUCAACAACCAGGCUUGAGACCCGCGUUCAACGAACAGGAACCUCUUCUCAGUAACGGUGAAGGAAGACAAGAUGAUGACACAUCAGAAAACGAUGUACCCCGUCGAAUAACCUAUAGGCUUUACGUAUCCCACUUCCUCUCAACAUGGAAUUCGCGGGUAUUCGAAUUCGGAGCCGUGAUCUACUUAGCUACCAUCUAUCCAGGAACGCUACUCCCCAUGUCCAUAUAUGCUUUAGCACGCGGUCUAUCAGCUAUUCUAUUCGCUACUGCGGUCGGCCAAUAUAUCGACACGGGAAAUCGCCUCCAAGUCGUUCGUGUGUCAAUUAUCUUCCAGAGAUUGGUUGUGGCGACGUCAUGUGUCGUGUUUUACAUCAUGGCUCUUCACGAAGAACUUGAUGGCCAAGCUAAAAUGGGCAUGCUAGUGCUUCUGUCUCUCCUGGCUUGCAUUGAGAAACUUUGCUCCAUUAUGAAUUCUAUUUCUGUAGAGAAAGACUGGGUCGUUGUCGUUGCCGGGGAAAAUCAAGGGGCUCUUAGUUCCUUAAAUGCGCAAAUGAGGCGCAUUGAUCUACUCUGCAAGCUCUUAGGCCCCUUAUUCAUCGCCCUCAUCGAUGGCUUCUCGACCAAAGUGGCCAUAAUUGUCAACUUCGCGAUGAACAUUGCAUCUAUUACUAUAGAAUACUACGCCAUCGCUCGUGUCUACUAUGAAGUACCGGCGCUGCAAGAACCGAAACAUCAAAUCGAAGAUUAUGAGUCUCACCUCUCUGAAUUGUCAAACAGAGAGCGCCCAAACAUCAGGGCAAGCGUUCUAGCGAUUCUGAAACGAUCCAAAGCAGAUUUCGGAUUAUAUUUCCGUCACCAAGCAUUUUUACCUUCAUUCGCUUGUGCUCUACUCUACCUCACUGUCUUGAGCUUUUCCGGUCAAAUGGUAACUUACUUGCUUUCGACCGGCUACACCAGCUCACAGAUUGGUAUCACACGAACGAUCAGUGUCGCAUUUGAAGUACUCGCUACCUGGGUAGCCCCAUGGCUGAUUAGCCAUAUCGGACCAGUGAGGGCCGGUUUAUGGCAUAGUACUAUGCAGGUCACCAUGCUCAUUACUGGUUUGAUUAUAUUCUGGACGUUCGACGCAAGUAAUCCUAUCAUUUCCGCAAGUGGGCUUGUGGGAGGGACAAUUCUUAGUCGUCUUGGCCUUCGAGGCUUUGAUCUUUGUACCCAGAUUAUCGUGCAAGAGGAAGUCGAAGCCGAGAAUCGUGGCGCGUUCUCCUCCGUCGAGGCGGCUUGGCAGAGUGUUUUUGAACUGGCGGCUUACGGCUCUACGAUUGUAUUUUUCCAGCCUUCCCAGUUCAAAUGGCCUUCCUUGAUAUCAAUCACUGCCGUCACAGCUGCAAGUUUAUUAUACACGGUCUACGUGUACAUAAAGAGAGGCCACCUAAUCCAUUUCGAGAAAAUCGCAGGAUUGUGUAUGAGCAAGGAAGACAGAAAUAGGAACGUCGAAAGAGGUCUUCAGCGCAUUCUAUCUGAUCGGGAGAUCUAAGUAUUGAUCAAAAGCAAAAUUGGCUACGCAUACACCCCGAGGGGAGAUUAAAUGGGUUCUAAAGGAUUUGAAAAGGGGUACAUGUAAGUGGCUUACAUCGGCAGAACGUCUAGGGCUGUGGGUGUACCAGAUACCGAGGUAUUUGACAAAUCAAAGCUUCCCGUGUUACCUGACAUCCUAGUAAUAUACAUGCGAUAUAGACUGGAAGUAGUAAGGCUUU